CAAUGCACUGCAUUGAAGUCCCCGUUAAAGCACGGGAUACCACCCCUUUAUGUAAAUGCAGAGAGAAUUGAGAAGUAAAUACCGGGUGUACAAAUAAUAGCAGAAGCCAGCAUUUGGAUCUUCCUCAGUGUAGAUUUGUCCAAUUUUUAAGAAAUUCCCACUACCUACUUCGGCAAAAAAAAAAAAAAAAGAGCUGAAGAGAAGAAAUGUUUGCCGCAGAAAAUGGUUUAAGAGGAGACCCAAGAUUGAAGGGUAUUUCUGAUGCAAUUACAGUUGUUCCCCACUUCCCAAAACCAGGAAUAAUGUUCCAGGAUAUAACAACUUUGGUGUCGAAUCCCAAAGCCUUCAAGGACACUAUUGACAUCUUCGUUGAUCGUUACAGGGAUAUGGAUAUCUCUGUUGUUGCUGGAGUUGAAGCUAGAGGGUUUAUGUUUGCUCCUGCAAUUGCAUUGGCAAUUGGUGCAAAAUUCAUUCCUUUACGUAAACCUGGAAAGCUACCAGGUGAAGUUAUUUCUGAAGCUUACGAGCUUGAAUAUGGUAAAGAUCGUUUGGAGAUGCAUGUUGGGGCUGUUCAGCAUGGAGAACGAGCAUUAAUAAUUGAUGAUUUAGUGGCCACAGGAGGAACACUGUCUGCAGCCACAAGGCUUUUAGAACGAGUUGGUGCUGUGGUCGUUGAAUGUGCAUGUGUUAUUGGAUUGCCAGAGGUCAAGGGAAGGUGCAGAUUGGAUGGGAAACCACUAUACAUGUUGGUGGAACCUCGGAAAAUAGAAAAUUACACUCUGCUGCAGCAGCGUUGUUUCGUGGAUUCUGGUUAAUUAGAUGGCGAAAUUGCUCUUACCAUCAAACAUCCCAAGCAAUAUGAGUUGGUGUAAAUCUCGAAGCAUGAAAGCUUACCUACCGUGCAUAUUUCCCCUGCAACUGAACAGAAGUUACGCGGCCCCAUACGUUGUAGCUGGCUCAGUGGAAAUAAGGUGUUGGCCCUUAGGUUUCCUUUCUGUAUCUUCUCAUUCCUUUGGAUUAGUUUUGUAGAAUAUUUGAUGUGCAACCCAAUUCAAGUUUCCUGUGUGUUUAUCAUUUUUA
This is a messenger RNA of Olea europaea var. sylvestris, 1080 nucleotides long. RefSeq names its product adenine phosphoribosyltransferase 5-like. NCBI's taxonomy places the organism in Eukaryota, Viridiplantae, Streptophyta, Magnoliopsida, Lamiales, Oleaceae. Gene Ontology annotation, molecular function: adenine phosphoribosyltransferase activity. Bases 207 to 815 code for a protein of 202 amino acids. Gene Ontology annotation, biological process: adenine salvage. The transcript is spliced from 7 exons. Gene Ontology annotation, cellular component: cytosol; cytoplasm. The record is from RefSeq and is a predicted model, not a curated record.